UCUUUGACGGGUUCGAACCGGAAAAAACAAACGGCUGUAACUUGCAAGGUUCUGGCUGGUUUUAUCCGCAUUCCGUAUGGUGUUUCCCUCUUUCUGCUAACACUCCUCGGUCACAGUCCCCAAAAAUGGAGAAGAAGCUGCUCUUCCAAUGAACUUCAAAUCCUUCGCCGCCCACUCUUGGGCGCUCCAACCCAGGGAAGCCGCCAUGGCUGUGAUUCAGACCUGCCCCUACAGGGUUCUGUCACAAAGAACUUGCUCAUCUUUUAGGAGCACAGCUUCUGUUGGCUUAUUUUAUUUCAGAGACAGGUCUUCAGUUAAAGUUUUCUCUCUCCUUAACAUGGCGCACUACUCUGCUUUUUCCAAUGAUGAGUUUGGUUCUUCCUCAAAGCGAAGAUCUCGAGGACCUGUUAUGGCCGCAAAGAAAGUAGCUGAAGGGAAAAAGCAAGAAGAGGGAAAAUACAAGCACACGGUUGAACUGCCAAAGACAUCAUUUAGCAUGAGAGCAAACUCUUUAACACGAGAGCCUGAAAUCCAAAAAAUAUGGGAUGACAAUCAAGUUUUCAAGAAAGUUGUUGGUAAAAAUACAGGGGAAAAUUUCAUUCUUCAUGAUGGUCCUCCGUAUGCCAAUGGAGAUCUUCACAUAGGCCAUGCUUUAAAUAAGAUUUUAAAGGAUUUUAUCAAUCGUUAUAAGCUUCUUCAAAAUUAUAAAGUUCAUUAUGUGCCUGGUUGGGAUUGUCAUGGCUUGCCAAUUGAGUUGAAAGUUCUUCAAUCACUUGAUCAAGCUGCUCGAAAGGAUCUAACACCAAUAAAGUUGAGAGCAAAGGCAGCCAAAUUUGCCAAGCAAACCGUUAAAACUCAGAUGGAAUCAUUUAAGCGUUAUGGAGUGUGGGCAGAUUGGAAUAAUCCCUAUCUCACUCUUGAUCCAGAAUAUGAAGCCGCGCAGAUAGAAGUGUUCGGCCAGAUGGUCCUUCAAGGUUUUAUCUACAGAGGCAAGAAACCAGUUCACUGGAGCCCCUCAUCACGAACUGCUCUUGCAGAGGCUGAGCUGGAGUAUCCGGAGGGGCAUGUUUCGAGAAGCAUAUACACCAUUUUCAAAUUGGUCAGUGCCUCUCCUACUUCAGGUGGCUUAUUAAAUGAGUAUUUCCCAGAUGUGUGCUUGGCCAUUUGGACAACUACUCCCUGGACUAUUCCAGCCAAUGCUGCUGUUGCAGUGAAUGCCAAGCUUUUAUAUGCCAUUGUUGAAGUACAGUCAGUCCCAGAAGAUUCUUUAUCUGAUGGAAUUAAAAAGGGAAGGCCUGGAAAUCUUUUGAAGGAAGAAAAGAAGCCUUUCCUAAUUGUUGCUUCAGAUCUUGUGCCAGUGUUAGAAGCAAAAUGGGGUGUGAAGCUUGUUGUUAGGAAAAGGGUGUCAGGUUCAGAUCUGGAAAACUGCAGGUAUGUCCAUCCGAUAUUUAAUAGGGAAUGCCCGGUUGUCAUUGGAGGAGAUUAUAUUACAACGGACUCAGGAACAGGACUGGUCCAUACAGCUCCUGGACAUGGUCAGGAGGAUUAUGUCACUGGCCAGAAGCACGGACUACCUAUGCUUUCUCCUGUAGAUGAUGAUGGAAAGUUCACUGAAGAAGCUGGAAAGUUUUGUGGGCUUGAUGUGCUUGCGGAUGGUAAUAUUGCUGUUGUGAAAUACUUGGAUGAACAUUUAUCAAUUAUCAUGGAAGAAUCCUACAAACAUAAGUAUCCAUAUGAUUGGAGAACAAAAAAGCCAACAAUAUUUAGGGCAACUGAGCAAUGGUUUGCUUCAGUAGAAGGGUUUCGUGACGCUGUUAUGGAUGCAAUUGGUCGUGUAAAAUGGAUUCCAUCUAAGGCAGAAAACAGAAUAUCUGCAAUGACUUCUAGCCGCUCUGAUUGGUGUAUAUCGCGGCAGAGGACAUGGGGUGUUCCAAUUCCAGUCUUUUAUCAUGUCGAUUCAAAGGAACCUCUGAUGAAUGAAGAGACUAUUGACUAUAUCAAGUCUAUAAUAUCCGAAAAGGGUAGUGAUGCAUGGUGGUACAUGAAGGUGGAGGAUCUCCUCCCUGAUAAAUAUCGUGAUAAAGCAUCUGAAUAUGAAAAGGGGACUGAUACAAUGGAUGUAUGGUUUGAUUCAGGCUCUUCUUGGGCUGCAGUAUUGGGAAAAAGAAAUAGCCAUAGUCUUCCGGCAGAUUUGUACCUUGAAGGUAUGGAUCAGCAUCGUGGGUGGUUCCAGAGUUCUUUGUUAACAAGUAUUGCUACUAAAGGAAAGGCUCCAUAUUCCAGUGUUAUAACACAUGGAUUUGUAUUGGAUGAGAAAGGUUUGAAAAUGAGCAAAUCUUUGGGUAACGUAGUAGAUCCACGGACUGUGAUUGAAGGAGGCAAGAACCAAAAGGAUGGCUAUGGAGCCGAUGUCCUGCGUCUCUGGGUUUCUAGUGUAGAUUAUACGGGCGAUGUAACAAUCGGCACCCAAAUUCUCCGUCAAAUGUCAGAUAUUUAUAGGAAGAUGCGAGGAACAUUGAGAUACCUUUUGGGAAAUCUUCAUGAUUGGAAUGCUGAUAAUGCUAUCGCAUACCACGAUCUUCCCAUGAUUGAUCAGUACGCGCUGUUUCAGCUUGAAAAUUUUGUGAAGAACAGUAGAGAGUGCUAUGAAAAUUAUCAAUUCUUCAAGAUAUUUCAGAUCAUACAGCGGUUUGUCGUUGUUGACCUCUCAAAUUUCUAUUUUGAUGUCGCCAAAGAUCGCCUUUAUGUUGGGGGCACAACAAGUUUUACUAGGAGAAGUUGUCAAACAGUUCUUGCAGCACUUCUCCUAUCUGUAGUGAGAGUGAUUGCUCCAAUAUUACCUCAUUUGGCUGAAGAUGUAUGGCAAAACCUUCCGUUCCAGUACACUGACGAAGAUGGCUCUGCUGCUGAAUUUGUUUUUGAAUCAAGAUGGCCAGCUUUGAACAACACAUGGCUCUCUCUUUCGAAAGAGGAAACUGAUUUCUGGGAAAAAGUUCUUGAGUUGAGAACUGAGGUGAAUAAAGUUCUGGAGGUUGCUCGUACGGAAAAGCUAAUUGGCUCUAGUUUAGAUGCCAAGGUCUACCUCCACACUUCUGAUUCCAGUCUGGCCUCUAGAUUAGUUGAAAUUUCUGCAGCCGACAACGAUGCAGACACAUUGAAUCGGAUUUUCAUUACAUCUCAAGCAGAGGUUCUCCCGUCCUUGGAGGAGGAGCUGAUUGCGAAUAUACCGCACAAAGGAGAGUACCUCAUCGAAGAAAACAUCAAAGUCUGGAUUGGAGUGUCUCGCGCCGAGGGCUUAAAGUGCGAAAGAUGCUGGAAUUAUUCACCUCAAGUUGGUUCCUUUCCAGAGCACACCACCCUUUGCAGCCGCUGUUAUAAUGUGGUUGAUAUUCAACAGUCUCAAUCUCCAGCUGUAGCUGUGGUCAGUUGAUAUUCAACUGCAAAAUCUGAAACGUUCCAACCAACAUUAGUCGAUACGAUAUGCAUCAUAAGAAUUAUUCACCACAAGUUGAUUUGUUCUCUAUGUUGUAUUCCGGCUGUACGAUAUUUGCUCGGAUUCCGUUUCUUUUCGGGUUGAGCAGACAAGUAGCUUUUGUACAGCAUAUUGCUUAGAGCACCAAUUGAAGAUUUUGUUGAAUAUUUCAACCAAUACAUGAUGUAUGGAAAUUUCCCAACCUUUUCGAAGAAA
This is a messenger RNA of Pyrus x bretschneideri (Chinese white pear), 3688 nucleotides long. RefSeq names its product isoleucine--tRNA ligase, chloroplastic/mitochondrial-like. Gene Ontology annotation, molecular function: tRNA binding; ATP binding; isoleucine-tRNA ligase activity. Lineage: Eukaryota; Viridiplantae; Streptophyta; Magnoliopsida; Rosales; Rosaceae. Gene Ontology annotation, biological process: isoleucyl-tRNA aminoacylation. Gene Ontology annotation, cellular component: cytosol. The transcript has 22 exons. Bases 149 to 3430 code for a protein of 1093 amino acids. The record is from RefSeq and is a predicted model, not a curated record.